This is a messenger RNA of Clarias gariepinus (North African catfish), 3540 nucleotides long. It is a transcript of the gene adrb2b, whose product is annotated as adrenoceptor beta 2, surface b. The transcript is spliced from 2 exons. Gene Ontology annotation, biological process: norepinephrine-epinephrine-mediated vasodilation involved in regulation of systemic arterial blood pressure; negative regulation of smooth muscle contraction; adenylate cyclase-activating adrenergic receptor signaling pathway. Gene Ontology annotation, molecular function: beta2-adrenergic receptor activity; norepinephrine binding. The coding region runs from base 290 to 1471 and encodes 393 amino acids. Gene Ontology annotation, cellular component: membrane. Lineage: Eukaryota; Metazoa; Chordata; Actinopteri; Siluriformes; Clariidae. The record is from RefSeq and is a predicted model, not a curated record.
UGCUCGAAUGCUGUAAGUGCUUUGAGAGAGAGAGAGAGAGAGAGAGAGAGAGAGAGGGAGGAAGGAAGACAGACAGACAGAAAAGGAAAGUACAAAGAGGAAGGACAGACGACCCAUUAAACACGCAAUUGUUGAAGAGCUCGUCUUGAGAACAACAUAAACACUCCCGGAAAGGAAUCUCUGUCAGGACUUUAAACAGACUAUUUUAUGGGUUCGAGAAUCAACAGGAGCGUGACUGGACGACUGCGAGGACCUCUUUAGACACUGUCUCUCUUUCAUUCUGUAGAUCAUGGCGGAAGUUCCUACGCUCCACUGCAACAAUACUACAUCUCUGAACGCUACUAAGGAUGCUCAGCCGUACAAUGAAGCAGAGACGGUGAUCCUGGGCAUCAUAAUCGGACUUCUGGUCCUGAUUAUCGUCUUUGGGAACGUUCUGGUCAUUACUGCGAUCGCACGCUUCCAGCGUCUCCAGACCGUCACCAAUUGCUUCAUCAGCUCGCUGGCGUGUGCAGACUUGAUCAUGGGGCUUCUUGUUGUACCCUUUGGCGCUUGUGAUAUCCUCCUCGACAAGUGGUACUUUGGGAACUUCUUCUGCAUAUUCUGGCUGUCGACAGACGUCCUGUGCGUAACAGCGAGCAUCGAGACUCUGUGCGUCAUAGCCCUGGACCGCUACAUGGCGAUCAUGUGGCCACUGCGAUACCAAUCGCUGCUGACCAAGCGCCGGGCCCGCUGGGUAGUGCUGGCUGUGUGGGCAGUCGCCGCGCUCAUAUCCUUCCUGCCCCUCCACAUGGAGUGGUGGGUGUCAGAUGAAGAUGAGAGCGCACGGUGCUGUCUGAACAACCCAUACUGCUGUGAAUUCAACAUCAACAGAAGCUACGCGUGGACCUCAUCCAUCAUCUCCUUCUACAUCCCGCUCGUCAUCAUGAUAUUCGUCUACAGCCGGGUCUACCUGGAAGCUCGGCGGCAGCUCCGAAACAUCUAUCGCACCGAAGGUCACAUUCGGCCGCAGAACUUUGGCGGACAGGACGGGAACGAGGUACGGAACCGCAGGAUCAAGUUCUGUCUCAAAGACCACAAAGCCUUGAAGACUCUCGGGAUCAUCAUGGGCAUCUUCACGCUCUGCUGGCUGCCGUUCUUCAUCCUCAACGUGGCCACGGUGGAGAUGAGCACGAAUUACCCCGAUUGGCUGUACAAAACCUUGAACUGGAUCGGCUACGCCAACUCAGCCUUCAACCCCAUGAUCUACUGCAGGAGUCCCGAGUUCAGGCGAGCCUUUAAAGAAAUCCUGUGCAAGACGAGGCCUCAGUGUCCUUCUUCGGUGAACAAAUCAGGAUAUAUGUACAGCGGACAGAUGCCAAAGCAGGCGCCCUUUUCAGACUGCGGAUCGUUAGAGCUGGGUACUUGCUCUUUGGCGGCAAGUUCCUCCAACACGAACGGAAAUUGUAACAGAAACCUGACAACCAUGAUUUAGCUAUUUAUUGCAUUCACAACAUGAUUUCUUGACUCUCAUUUUCCCUUGCCAUGCAUUUCUCUGUAACGUCCGAAUCAACUGGUGAGUGAACAAAUGGAAUAUGAUACAUACGGCGUACAUGCACGACCUUUGCUCCGAAUAUGUUGUUCUAGUCAAAACCAGCAACCAAAACCUUUUCCGUGAAAUGAAAUGAUUCGGUACACAGACAGACACAGCGGGCGAAAAAAAGUGACGUUUAGAAUGUCUAUUUUUAUUAUCACAGCCUGGACACGUAUACAUAAGCUACCUCAUGACGCUCUGGCACAUGUCUUCACCAUAACCACUUCCAGAAGGAGCUCCGGAAUAUCAGCGCGUAUCAUCUUCUUAAAGUAUGAAGUCUGGAUUUGGUUUAGAUUCUUGUACACUACACUACGUUGUUAAAUGAGUGUAGCUGAUCUGAGACCAGCAACCUUAUCAUUAUUAUUAUUAUUAUUAUUAUUAUUAUUAUUAUUUGUUUUGUUUUAAGAUAGGCUUGUUACAUUCCAUAGAAAAUCUACGCUCAUGUUUUAAACCCAGGGACGUCUUUAUUUUUUUUCUUUUUCUUUUUUUUUAUUUCUGCAAUUCCUUGUCUGAAGGCGAAGGAAAUCUGAGCUGCUGAUGAGACGCAACAGGUGGAGUUCUCUGGCUUCGUGUGCUAUAACCAGCUGCUGUUAUGAAAAGGAAAAGAAUGAAAUAAAGCUCCCAGCCUAUCUAGUUCAACCUUCCCCCUGUUAACAUUUUAGCUUGAUCCCAUUCAGCCGUAAGGGACAGAUUUAAUAACCGAUCGGUAAUACCAUUAAAAAAAAAAAAAGUAUCCAUUUGCUUUGAUGGACUCGGACGAGGACAGAACGUCGUGUCAAUACCGCUGACACGACUUGAUUAUUUUUCCGUAAUAAUUAACCAGAUCAUUUGUGUUUGAAUGCUUGAUUGCACUUCAUGCAAGAAGGCUCAGUACCAGGCUCCCAUAUCGCAUUAAUCCUUUCAGAACAUGUACAGUGUGUUACCGUUUCUAUUAACGCCUGUGUCCGUGUGCAAUGUUUACAGAGAUUCUUAAGCAAACUGUCCAAAAGGACAGCCAGGAAAAAAAGGCAACGAAAAAGAAAAAAAAUCUCCUGAUAGGGAGUGUCAUUUUUGGUUUAUAAACCUUCGCUCCUCGUGUUUACAGUGUUAGUGAGGGAAUUUAGUCAAAACCCAGGAGGGUCUGGUUCUUCUACAGGAUGGUGCGCUGGUCAGACUCGUUGUUAUACCAGGAUCAUCCUUAGAAUAUGAGCGCAGAUGUGUUUUUUGACAUGACCAGAGCUUUCUUUCUUCUAGUUGUGUGUAUGUGUGUGUGUGUGUGUGUGUGUGUGUGUGUGUGGUAAGGGGCAAGCUCGCUGCUACAGGUUGUCUGAUUAAAUGUGCACAUAUUUAUGAGACGUGGUUAAAUGGGAUGUUCAGCUAUGGGCUUGACGUCGUUAUGUAGCAUAAAGCACAAUAAAAGGUACUGUAUUUAUGAGGCUCUGGAGUACAUGAAGCAUGUUUCAAACAUAAAAAAAAAAAAAACUAAACGGAUUGCACAUUGUAUAUAGAGUGUAUAUAUAGCUGUCUAAUCAGCAGAGGAAUAAUUUAUGGACGUGCACGUGACCUUAUAUAAUGCUACAGACAUUACAUAUCAUAUCAUAUCAGACAGACCUGCUCUGUGUCAUUCCACAUAAAAAUGCUCUUAACAUUUACAAAACUGCACUGAUGCUCCUAAUGCUACCCGACUGUGUGUAUGUGUGUGUGUAUUUUUUUUUUCUUGUAUGUAUGUAUGUAUGUAUGUAUGUAUGAGCCGAUGGCAAAUGUGAAGAAUUAAAUGUGUUUGUUUUUAACUCAGAGCCUGAGACAAUUGAGUCGUUAUAAAUAAGAAGUCUUUCCACCAUCUAGUGGUCACAAGCUCACACUGGGUCUUAGAUAUUUUAUAUAUAUAUAUAUAUAUACUGUAUGGUGGAGCUACAGUACAGCAGGUGAAUAGUGUAUGGGUAUCAAAAUGCUUUAUUGUUCAUUAUAAUUACAAAAAAGAAGUCAAUCUU